AUGACUCGCUCGCUUCUCUUACAGCGCCUACAGGCGGUCGCCGACCAGCAGCCUCCGAGCCAGCCGCCCAGCAGACCGCCUGACCUGCCGGCGGAAGCCGCGCAUACGGCGGAGGCUGCCCGCCGUGCUGGCGGCCCCGCGGCAGCAACGGCGCAACGAAGGGAAGCAGCCGCAGCCAGAAGGACUGCUGGGGGAGCGGGUGAAAGGGAAGGGCGAGCGGAGGAGCAGCGCGGUGGCAUGCGGUUGGAAUCGGUUUUGUCCACCAACCCCCUAGUCGCCCGGCCUGCCCGGCCAGAGCCCGCCCUUCCCCCCUACGCUUUCCCCUCGCCCACCCCCCACUCUUCCGCCCUUGGUCUCCCCGUGCCCCCCUUGCACGGGACCACAGGCACAGGCAGGGGAACAGGCGUGGGCACAGGUACGGGCACAGGUGCGGGCACAUGCACAGGCACAGGCGCGGGCACGUCCACAGGCACGGGAACAGGCGCGAGCACAGGUACGGGCAGAGGCGCAGGCAUGGGAACAGCCACGGGGUUGGGCGUGCGGUUGGAGCAGGUGUGGAGAGGUGCUAGCAGUCACGGGAGCGGCAAGGGCAGGCGGCGGGCGGUGUGGUGGAGUGACGAGCAGACAAUCGCUCUGCUGAAGAUCAUGCGCGGCGUGCUGCGUGCUCAGGGCAGCACCCUCCCCGGCAAGAUCGAGGACUGGGGGGCGGUGCACCGCGAGUGGUUGAGGCGAGGAUUCCCCAGGCACUCGGAGGAGCAGCUGAGGAUCCGGUGCAGAGUGGUGCGCGGGUGGGUGAAGGACAUACAGGCCCUCCAGGCAAUGCUGCCGCCUGAGGUCGAGUGGGACCCCACCACUCAGUACUUUGAUCCCGACCCCAAGCUGGGCAUUAUUCCAAAGCUGAGGCAGCACCCGCUGUCGCGGAACUACCUGCGGUGGUGCAGCCACGUGGCACCCUGGCUGCCCCUCGCCCUGCUCUCCACCCACACCUGCCCUGCUGAGAACGUGCAAGGGGAGGUGCAGUGGGGGGAGGAGGAGGAGGAUGAGUGGGAGGAUGAUUGGGAAGAGGAGGAUGAGGAGGGAGAUGGAGGGGAACAGGGAGAGGAGGAGGAGGAGGAGGAGGAGGGAGACGAUGGGGAAGAGGAGGAUGAUGAAGUGGUGGAGGUGCGGGUAGGAGAGAUGGGGAAUGGAGAGGCAGAGGGGGAGGAGAUAGGAGGGGUGAGUGGAGGGGGUUGGAGAGGUGGAGAGUGGAACGGUGAUGAGUGGUGGGGAACGAGGAGGGGAAAUGUGGGGCGCCAGGCUGGGGAAGGGGGAGGUGUGAGGAGCAGAGGAGGGGGAGAGGGUGUGGGGGGGAGAGGGAUUGGGAGUGAUGGGGUUGGAGCUGCGCAGGGGAAUGGCAGGAUUGGCCGUCCAGCUGAUGCACCGCGGGCCAAUGGCGUGCAUCGUGCUGAGGUGGCACGAAACAAUGUCACUUGUGCUGACGGUGCUCGUGCUGACGUGGCCCAUGCUGCUGACAUGGCCGGUGCAAGCGCGGAUGAGAGGGACGAGUACCCUGCGAGGCUGGCAGCGCGGAUCGCUGGGAUGGUGGCGAGCAGGAGGGAGCAAGGCGGCACUGAGAGGAGAGGGGUUGACGGCGAGGGGGGAGAGGUUGGGGAUGGAGGAGAUGGAGGAGGAGGGAAUGCAAGUGCAUGGCGGGAAAUUCGGGUUCAAGAGGGGCAGAAUCGAGUGGGGAGGGGUGUGAAGCGGUCGAGGCCGGUGUGGGUGCAGGUGAGGGAGAGGAAGCGGCAGCGGCGGGUGAUGGAGAGUGUGGCGCGUGCCCUCACCACGUUCAGGAGCAUGGCGGAGAAGGGGCAGCCCCACGUGCACCGAGACGCGGUAGCUGACAGUGUGUUCAAGUCCGUGCAGGACGUGCAAGCCCUCCCCUCCUUAACGGACGCGCAGCGCGUGGCGGCCAUCGACGCCUUCCUGCAGCGCCCCCUCGACGCCCACGCCUUCCAGGCCAUGAGCCCCGCCCUGCAGACCCUCUUCGCCCGCCGCGCCCACGCCCACGCCGUUGACCGCCAGCUCGCCGGCGUGCAGGCUGCUGCUGCUGCUGGGGGGGGUGCCGGCUUGGUGGACCAGCAGCUUGCUGGGCUGUCGGGUGUGACUGCAGGUGUUGGGGUGGUUGGUGGGGGAGGGGGGACGGGGGGAUUGGGUGGGGGUGUGGGGGGAAUGGGUGCUGGGGGAGUGGGAAUGGGAGAGGCUGGGGUGGGGGCGACAGGGUUGGGGGCAACUGGAGUGAGGGGGACGGGAACAGCGAGGGUUAGAACAGCAGGGGUGGGAUCAACGAGGGUGGGUAUGGGGGUUUCAACGAUGGGCAGGACAGGAACAGGGGGAACAAGGAUGGGGGAAACGCGUACGGGGGCAAUGGGAAUGGCGGGAACGCGGAUGGGGGAAACGGGAACGGGGGGAACGCGGAUGGGAGAAACAGGUUUCGGUUGGAGGGGAUUGGGGAUGGUAGGGCAAGCGGGAGCAGUGGGGGGGAUGGCAGGAGGUGGGGGUGGGGGUGUGGGAAUGGCUGCAGCAGCAGGAGCCGCCUCAGCAGGAGAGGCGAGGGGUGUACAAGGUGUGGGCGGGGGUGGAGGAGGAUCAAGAGGGGUGGGUCGAAGAGGAGGGGCAGGAGGAGCAGGUGGAUUGGGCGGCACAGGUGGGUUGGGCGGCACAGGUGGGUUGGGCACAGGGGAGGCGGGCAGCAUGACAGGGCUGGAGCUGCUGGGGCAUCGCGUGCAGGAGUUGGUGCGAGAGAGCCUGGGAGCAGUCAACGCUGGUCAACAGAUGGCCAGCACUGGUCAACAUGCAGUCAAUGCUGGUCAACAGGCAGUCAAUGCUGGUCAAGGGGCAGUCAAUGCUGGUCAAGGCGGGGUGGUUGACGUUCCAGUGGUGGUCACUGGGAUUCAAUGCGAGUGCCGUGAGUGUGUGGCUGCUAGAAUGCGUCAAGGCACAGUCAACGCGAGUCAAGAUGUGGUCAAUGUGAGUCAACCAGCGGUCAAUGCGGGUCCAGCACUGGUCAACGCGAGUCCACCAGUGGUCAAUGCAGAUCCAAGUAGGGGAGUUGCAGCGAGUCAGGUGGAGACAGCUGUCUGCCAAUCAGGGUUGGGUGCAGGGCGUGGGGGGGCGGCUGCAGUGCUACAGACAAGAAAUGCUGGUCAAGCACCAGUCAACGUGGGUCAAGCACCAGUCAACGCUGGUCAAGCACCAGUCAACGCUGGUCAAGCAACAGUGAAUGCAGGAGGAGGGGUAGUGGUUGUGGGUCAAGGCAGAGCAGGAAGGGGAGGAGGGGGAGGAGGAGGGGAGAGAGGGGUUUGGAGGGAAGCCGCGAUCGUGGGGCUGCCAUUGGUGGAGCGGCUGCUGCAGGGCCAGGCGAAGGAAAGAAGCCGUGCUGUGGUGAGGGGACAGGGGGAGACCGGCAGGCAGGGAGAGGAGCAGCAAGGGGAGCAGGGAGGGGGGCAGGGAGGGGGGCAGGGAGGGGAUGAGAGGGUGGGGACGGUGAGUGUGGCGGGGGGCAGGGGCAGCGGAGGGGGGGUGUUCACGCUGUCGCACCGCUGUGUGGCGGACGGGCCGGCAGGGCAGUGCAGCCUGUGCAGUAUCGUUGCUGACCUCGUCAAAGAGCUGGGGGGAGGCGCUGCUGGGGAAGGGGGUGCUGCUGCGGGAGGCGCCGCUGGGGGAGGCGCUGCUGGGGGAGGCGCUGCUGGGGGAGGCGCUGUUGGGGGAGGCGCUGCUGGGGGAGGCGCUGCUGGGGGAGGGGGAGCUGGGGGAGGGGGUGCUGCUGGGGGAGGGGGUGCUGCUGGGGGAGGGGGUGCUGCUGGGGAAGGGGGUGCUGCUGCUGGGGGGGGGGUGCUGCUGAGGGAGGGGGUGCUGAUGAGCUCGUCAAAGAGCUGGGGGCGCCUGGCGAUGGGCGGGGGCGGGGCAAGGAGCUGGGCGCACCUGGCGAUGCGGCACGUGUUGCGCACUGGGGGCGAGGUUGGGGGCACUGAGGGUGAGAUGUCCGGUCUGAGAGGGGAGGAGGGCGGGAAUGCUGUUGGAGGGGCGGACGGGGCAGUCGCGGUGGAGAGGGGUGUGGCGGGAAGGAUGAGGGCAGAGGAGGGUGGGGAGGGAAGGGGUGGUGGAGGUGAAGAGGCAGUCAAUGCAGGUGAAGGGGCGGUCAAUGCAGGUGAAGGGGCGGUCAAUGCAGGUGAAGGGGCGGUCAAUGCAGGUGAAGGGGCGGUCAAUGCAGGUGAAGGGGCGGUCAAUGCAGGUGAAGGGGCGGUCAAUGCAGGUCAAGGGGCGGUCAAUGCAUGUGAAGGGGCGGUCAAUGCAGGUCAAGGGGCGGUCAAUGCAGGUCAAGGGGCGGUCAAUGCAGGUCAAGGGGCGGUCAAUGCAGGUCAAGGGGCGGUCAAUGCAGGUCAAGGGGCGGUCAAUGCAGGUCAAGGGGCGGUCAAUGCAGGUGAAGGGGCGGUCAAUGCAGGUGAAGGGGCGGUCAAUGCAGGUCAAGGGGCGGUCAAUGCAGGUGAAGGGGCGGUCAAUGCAGGUGAAGGGGCGGUCAAUGCAGGUCAAGGGGCGGUCAAUGCAGGUGAAGGGGUGAAUGGAGCGGAAGAGUUGAACCUUUCAGGCCGGAAUGUGAGUGUUGGAUGGGAUAUGCGUGAGGAGGGGUUGAGUGAGGGGCCAGGAACUGUAUGUGUGAGGGACGAUGGAGUUAUUGUGUUCGAGGGGGGAGAUUUGAGUAUGGGGGAGGGAGGCACUUCUGAGGGUGAAGGGGAUGUGACUCUGAGGGAGGGGGAUGUACCUAUGGGGGAAGGGGAUGUGACUCUGAGGGGAGGGGAUUCGAGCAGUAAGGAGGGGAAGGAAGGAGAUACGAAAGGGACGGAAGGAGAGAUGAAUGGGAAUGAGAGGGAGACGGACGGGAUCGGGGGAGAGACGGGUGGGAAGAAGGAAGAGACGAGUGGGAAUGAGGGAGAGAAGAGUGGAGAGGAGACAGAGAAGAGUGGGGAGGAGGGAGAGAAAAAUGCGGAGGAGGGAGAGAAGAGUGGGAAAGAGGGAGAGACUAGUGGGAAGGAGGGAGAAAAGGCUGGGGAGGAGGGAGAGAACAGUGGGAAAAAGGGAGAGACGAGUGUGAAUGAGGGAGAGACGAGUGUGAAUGAGGGGGUCGAGGCCUUGGGGAAAAACGAUUUGACUGCAAAGGAAGGAGAAAAUGUAGGAUGCAAGAUAGGAGACAAGCAAGUGGAAAGCGAACAAGACAAGGAAGAGUGCAUGAGCGCCCAGGCAGGUGAGGUGCAAGUGGUUGCACUGGCAGGUCGUGAGGACUAG
Closterium sp. Yama58-4 is the source of this 5319-nucleotide messenger RNA. The record is from the annotation of a GenBank genome assembly. Lineage: Eukaryota; Viridiplantae; Streptophyta; Zygnematophyceae; Desmidiales; Closteriaceae.